GGUCACUUUCACACGCAUUUCGUACCGUCAACACCUACUUAUCACCGGUGCGCGUGUUGCCUUUAAAAGCUUGCGUAAAGUCAGAGAAGCAGAACUCGCACGCUCAUGGAAAACAUUUCUAGUUUGAACAAAUAUCUUCUACAGCCCGGCAGAAUGUCACGCUUUAGUUAUCAUGAUUUCAAGACGUUCCAUGAAAGAGAUUUGAAUGACCUCUAUUCUGAAAAACUGCAAAUUGACAAGAAAGACGAGAGUCCCCACGAAUUUCUGGGAACAAGAAUGACUGAAGUUCAAAAAAAAGAACAAGAAAAUGAGAAUAGAGAGCUGACGGAAGAAGUCCGAGAUACAACGACGCCUAAACAGGACAGUGACGAUGAAAUAAAGAAUGACCGCGAGAAAUCUACGGAUGAAGACAAAACCAAACGCUCCAAAGAUGACGAACGAAACUCAGAGACAUUUGUUGCUGUCAUCGCACAGGCAAUUCUCAGCGUUCCCACAAAGCGAAUGACUUUGAGCUCCAUUUACAACUUUAUCGCGCGGAACUACCCGCAUUUUGAUAAAGAGAAGGGACCAGGCUGGAGAAAUAGCGUCAGACAUAAUCUGUCCAGUAAUGACUGCUUUGUGAAGGCGAGCAGAGCCGAAAACGGAAAGGGGCAUUAUUGGAUGAUCCACCCGAAAGAUCUACCAGAGUUUGCUAAAGGGAAUUUCAGACGACGCAGGAAACCUCGCCGUCCCAAGUGCAGCCAUCCUCUCAUGUUCAGAGAAAGUCCAUUUCUUUAUCAUUCAUUUCCACCAAGCUUCUCAACAUUCCCUUACACGGCGCAUUUGAGAUCAGCCCCUGGUGACGUGCCCACUGAAUUACCUGUACCUUUACCAUAUGGUUCCAGUGAGCGCACGCUGUCGCCUGCUUUCCGUCCAAGACUUGGCCUUUUGCCGGGGUAUGAUGAUGGUAGAGCUUUAGGCACCGGUUCCCAUGCGUUCACCUACUCGACAUCUGCGCUGAGAUUAGCUGAAGCAUCGACCGCAAGGAGCUUUCCAACAGCCAGUGGACUGACAAACUUUCAUGGCUCUUUUCAUUAUCCGUGUGCAUGUCAUCGUUAAAUGAACAGAGCAUACAAAGUUGGAUUCAUGGCGAACAUUUUCCCUCAAGUUCGUAUAAAUUAAAAAAAAAAAAAAACUAUGAACUUCUACACGCUGCCGCUUUCAGUAAUGUCGCCAGGAUGGCAAUCAUUCCAGUGAUAUUCAUAAAAUUUCUGGAUUAGAAUUUAUCUACGCCACAUACAAAUUAUUUGGUCGACUGUUGGAUUCUGAUAUUUUUGAGUCGAGGCAAAAGUCACCAGAUCAUGCAAGUGCUAUUUAUUUCAUAACUUUUUAUCGAAAACAUCAUUUUAGUGAAACACUAUAGUCUGACAAGUUUAAGAGUUUAACUAAAAGAUAAACUUAAUUUAAACUGAAGUAGUUAACAAGUCGAGACUGAGUGCUUUUAGCGUUUUAAUGGUUCAAGGAAUAUUUCCGCUAAUCUGUUAAAGUUUGUAAAUACAUUUGUGAAAUUGGCGUUUGAUCGGAUCCGUUUAUGUACAUAGAGAAACUUAGCUUACCGCUACCAAUAAAAUUUCUAAAUGAAA
Stylophora pistillata is the source of this 1622-nucleotide messenger RNA. RefSeq lists its product as uncharacterized. Gene Ontology annotation, biological process: cell differentiation; anatomical structure morphogenesis; regulation of transcription by RNA polymerase II. The record is from RefSeq and is a predicted model, not a curated record. Lineage: Eukaryota; Metazoa; Cnidaria; Anthozoa; Scleractinia; Pocilloporidae. Gene Ontology annotation, molecular function: RNA polymerase II cis-regulatory region sequence-specific DNA binding; DNA-binding transcription factor activity, RNA polymerase II-specific.